Rhizophagus irregularis DAOM 181602=DAOM 197198 is the source of this 1491-nucleotide messenger RNA. RefSeq lists its product as uncharacterized. The record is from RefSeq and is a predicted model, not a curated record. Lineage: Eukaryota; Fungi; Glomeromycota; Glomeromycetes; Glomerales; Glomeraceae.
AUCGUCUCACGUUAAAAAAAAAAAACGUAAAGAUAUUAAUUUUACAAAAAGAAAAGAGCGACACUUUAAUGUAAAUAUUUUGGGAUUUCUGCUCUUUUCCUUUGGAGUCAUUCUUUUAUAUAUAUCUUUGUUUAACAAACGAUCUAACUAUAUUAGGAAAUAAUAAAAAUAAAAAUGUUAAAAUAUUCACCUGUUGACAUCGUAUUUAUAUCUUUAAAUAUUUUAAGUUUAUUAUUAUUAACGUAUCUUAUCAUUAAAUUAUGUAUAUCAUCUAAUCAUUUCACGAAAUAUACUCAAUUACAAUUAUUUAUAACAGCGUGGGCAUAUACUAUAGGAUUUUUACCUAACAUAAUAAAAUAUGGAGAUGAUAUAAUUAAUAAAGCAUUUGAUACGCGAAUUUUAUGUUUAAUACAACAAAUAAUAUAUUUAUUCUUUUUUUAUCCUUUACAUAUACUUCCUAUUAUAUUAGGAUUUUAUAUUUGGCACGCAAUUGAAAAUCGAAACAUAAAAAUAGAAAGAAAAUAUUUUUGGACUUUUUCAAUUAUUAAUUGGUGUUUUACAAUUUGUUUUAACACAUAUUCAUUUGCUGAUGCUUACACAAGUGAAAAUUUUGGCAUCCGCGUCACACCAUUAUUUUGUAAACCUCGAAAUUCUAAUUUACAACGUAUAACAUAUUUAAUAAUAAUGCUUCCAAUAUUCUUCAUCACUUUAAUAUUUACUUUUUACUUUAGUACGUUAUUAUGGAAGCGUUGGCAACAAUUUUCUGUGAAAAGAAAUCGAUGGACAGCAUUAAGACUAGGACAUUCAAUACGUUUGUUCAUAUGUAGUAUUAUGUAUACAAUUUUUCUUGGAGUCUCUUUAAUAUCAAGGAUUGUUUUUCAAUAUAUAAUAAAAAAUCCGGAAAAUGGUAUAGAGAUUGAAGAUUUCGCUCAACCAUUUAUUGGUAUAAUUUUAUUCCUGAUCUUCGCAAAAAGUGAUUCGCCUACAAUCUUAUUGCCUUGUAUUUAUUAUGGCAAUCCUGAAAAGCUCACUUUUAAAUCCAACUCAUAUUGUAGAGAUGAUAGCUUCUUAUUUGCAAGACCUCCAUCACUUACGGCAUCUUUUAGAGAUUAUAAUCCACCAUCAAAUACCAUGCAACAGAUGCAACACUCGCAACAGAUGCAACUAGUGCAACAAAUGCAACAAAUGCAACAAAUGCAACAAGUUACUAGAUCAAAUAAUAUAUUACAUACCACACUAUUAACGAUUCCGGAAGAAAAAUCACCUGUAGAUAUAACAAACGAUGAUCAAGAUACAAUAAUUGAGGAAAUUGAGGUGAUUGUUUAAAGGAGGGAAUAAUUAUUUAAUUCAUAAUUAUAAUUUAAAAUAGAUUUCUAAAUAUAUAAUUAAUUACUGUAAAUAUCCCUGUACAAUUGUAAAUAAUAUUAUUUAAUUUAUAAUAUAAUUUGAUAAAAUAUAAUUAUUAUCCUUAUUCAUAAAAAUAAAUUUUAG